UGAAAAUUCUGUAGCUUUCAGCUUUUGCAGGUACUUCUGAUAAUCAGCAUACACACACACACAUACGUAUAUUUACACACAUUAGCACAAAUAUCUGUCCUUGAGUCUAUAUAUAUGUACAUGUAUGUAUAGGGAGAGACAGAGAUGGGGGAGUACAUGAAGAAAUGUGAGAGGAUUAGAGCUACGGAAGAUGUUAUGUGGUUGAAUUUCAGUAAAAAGAGGAAGUUGUACUGUGAGCUUGAAAAUGAGUACGCCGGCGACGUAGAACUGGUCCAGAAUGCGUCGUCUCCGGCGACUUCUAGGACCUCCUGUUGGUAUGAGUACGAUGAGUCGAUUGAAGUUGGGAGGAGGAGUUCGAGAUCACCAGAUCUGGAGAAUGUGGAUUUGCAAACCAAGGGUUUCGGAAUGGAAAUUUCCACGUCCAUCAACGGCAUUUUUAGAGAGGCGAUUCCAAAAGGCGAGCUCUCCGCAGACUCGGAAGAAUUCAUGGUUAUGGACUCAUCAUCUGCACCAUCGAAGAAAUCAUCGCUUGUGGCGCCAACGUCAUACGGGAAAUUUCCAGCUUCUGUGGCAAAGACGCCACCGGCGGCGGAGCUGGAGGAGUUCUUCGCCGCAGCAGAAAAGUACGAGCAGAAAAGAUUCGCUGAAAAGUACAACUAUGAUAUAGUGAAGGACGUUCCAUUGGAAGGGAGGUAUCAGUGGGUUCGUUUACAUCAUUGAAUGUGUAUUACUAUGACUAAAGAAAAAGAAAAAAAGAAAGGGUAUUCUUGUUACUCAGAAAAAUUCUUACCCAAGUCAUGUUGGUCGAACCAAACAAUCACAUAGUCAUAAGAUUGUGACCAAAUUCUGUCCUGAGUUAGAAUUUUCCAUUUUUCUUAUUCGUUUUUAUACCUGCUCCUUUCCUUAUUUUGUCAGUACUGGUUAAGUUGAAUUAGAUGAUCACCUGUUUCAGAAGAACGCACUUUCAAGAUUUCCUAAUACCCAAGUAAUCUGGUUCA
Messenger RNA from Sesamum indicum (sesame), 998 nucleotides. RefSeq names its product cyclin-dependent kinase inhibitor 6. Gene Ontology annotation, biological process: negative regulation of cyclin-dependent protein serine/threonine kinase activity. Gene Ontology annotation, molecular function: cyclin-dependent protein serine/threonine kinase inhibitor activity. Lineage: Eukaryota; Viridiplantae; Streptophyta; Magnoliopsida; Lamiales; Pedaliaceae. The record is from RefSeq and is a predicted model, not a curated record. Gene Ontology annotation, cellular component: nucleus.